AUGUGGACUGCCAACUGUACAGACAAGGCUGGUGAAGCCAGCGUCAGUGCCAGGAGGCCCUUUGUCCUGGGCUGGCCCACGGUGAACUUUGUGGCCACCUUCAGUUCCUCUGAACGAAAGGAAAAAUGGCAGUCCUUCCUUCAAAGGUACAUCAAUCUAGACAAAGAGAAGGAUCAGCCAAAAAGCGUUCCCCUCAAAAUCUUCACUGAGGACAUCAAAAACGGUGCCUGUUCUGUUACUAUAACAGUGACAAAUUCAGACACAGUGAAUGAUGUUAUCAACAUGUCACUUUCAAAGCUAGGAAUAACUGGCUCUGAGAAAGAUUACCAGUUGUGGAUCAGUUCUGGCAAGAAAAAGGCCUCAUAUCCACUUACUGGUCAUGAACAUCCCUAUGGAAUUAAAAUGAGCGAUGUUCCAGCUACUGGGCUGCUGCAGCAGGGACUGGAGAACUCCGCUUCUGCUUCUGCCCUCCAGGAGGACUUCCUGGAGGGGUCCCAAGAGAUUCAAGACAAGUUCAUCCUGAAACCCAGGCACUCAGCCAAGAACCAAGCCAGAAAUCAGCAGGGGAAAGUUAGUAAGAAUUCUGCCAAAAACUGGGCCUUUUGGUGUAGCUCCAGGACUCGCGAGGACAACCAACACCCACGUCUGCCACCCACAAAGCCAAAACAGCUCUUUGGAGCUCCUCUUGAGGAUGUAUGUGAUAAUGACACCCUGCCCACCCCAAUUCUGGAUAUGCUUUCCUUUAUCAAUCAAAAAGGGCCAUUCACAGAAGGCAUCUUCAGAAAAUCUGCCAGUAUAAAAUCAUGCAGAGCCCUAAAGGAGAAACUAAACUCUGGGGACAAAGUGAACUUGGAUGAUGAAUCCCUUCUUGUGGUAGCAUCCGUCUUAAAGGAUUUUCUUCGAAAUAUUCCAGGAAGCAUAUUUUCAGCCAGUCUCUAUGAUAAAUGGCUUGAUGUUAUUGAUCAAGGCAAUGAGGAGGAGAAAAUAACUGCGACCCAGAGGCUUCUAGACCAGCUGCCAAGAGCCAACGUAGUUUUUUUGCGUUACCUUUUUGGAGUGUUACACAACAUUGAGCAACAUUCCUCAUCCAAUCAGAUGACAGCUUACAAUUUAUCAGUGUGUAUAACCCCAAGCAUUCUUUGUCUGCUUAAUUCUGGCAGCACAGAAUUAGAAAGCUUCACCAAAAAGAUUUCUUUCAUACAAUUUCUCAUUGAAAACUGUCUCAAGAUAUUUGGAGAAGAUAUCACUUCUCUCUUUGGAAAGAACUCAGUGAGUUGCGAUAACAGUGAUAUCACUGAUAUCACUGAUAACAGUGAGAAGGUUGCAGAUACAGACAAGAAGACAGUUAGUAAGAAUUCUGCCAAAAACUGGGCCUUUUGGUGUAGCUCCAGGACUCGCGAGGACAACCAACACCCACGUCUGCCACCCACAAAGCCAAAACAGCUCUUUGGAGCUCCUCUUGAGGAUGUAUGUGAUAAUGACACCCUGCCCACCCCAAUUCUGGAUAUGCUUUCCUUUAUCAAUCAAAAAGGGCCAUUCACAGAAGGCAUCUUCAGAAAAUCUGCCAGUAUAAAAUCAUGCAGAGCCCUAAAGGAGAAACUAAACUCUGGGGACAAAGUGAACUUGGAUGAUGAAUCCCUUCUUGUGGUAGCAUCCGUCUUAAAGGAUUUUCUUCGAAAUAUUCCAGGAAGCAUAUUUUCAGCCAGUCUCUAUGAUAAAUGGCUUGAUGUUAUUGAUCAAGGCAAUGAGGAGGAGAAAAUAACUGCGACCCAGAGGCUUCUAGACCAGCUGCCAAGAGCCAACGUAGUUUUUUUGCGUUACCUUUUUGGAGUGUUACACAACAUUGAGCAACAUUCCUCAUCCAAUCAGAUGACAGCUUACAAUUUAUCAGUGUGUAUAACCCCAAGCAUUCUUUGUCUGCUUAAUUCUGGCAGCACAGAAUUAGAAAGCUUCACCAAAAAGAUUUCUUUCAUACAAUUUCUCAUUGAAAACUGUCUCAAGAUAUUUGGAGAAGAUAUCACUUCUCUCUUUGGAAAGAACUCAGUGAGUUGCGAUAACAGUGAUAUCACUGAUAUCACUGAUAACAGUGAGAAGGUUGCAGAUACAGACAAGAAGACAGUUAGUAAGAAUUCUGCCAAAAACUGGGCCUUUUGGUGUAGCUCCAGGACUCGCGAGGACAACCAACACCCACGUCUGCCACCCACAAAGCCAAAACAGCUCUUUGGAGCUCCUCUUGAGGAUGUAUGUGAUAAUGACACCCUGCCCACCCCAAUUCUGGAUAUGCUUUCCUUUAUCAAUCAAAAAGGGCCAUUCACAGAAGGCAUCUUCAGAAAAUCUGCCAGUAUAAAAUCAUGCAGAGCCCUAAAGGAGAAACUAAACUCUGGGGACAAAGUGAACUUGGAUGAUGAAUCCCUUCUUGUGGUAGCAUCCGUCUUAAAGGAUUUUCUUCGAAAUAUUCCAGGAAGCAUAUUUUCAGCCAGUCUCUAUGAUAAAUGGCUUGAUGUUAUUGAUCAAGGCAAUGAGGAGGAGAAAAUAACUGCGACCCAGAGGCUUCUAGACCAGCUGCCAAGAGCCAACGUAGUUUUUUUGCGUUACCUUUUUGGAGUGUUACACAACAUUGAGCAACAUUCCUCAUCCAAUCAGAUGACAGCUUACAAUUUAUCAGUGUGUAUAACCCCAAGCAUUCUUUGUCUGCUUAAUUCUGGCAGCACAGAAUUAGAAAGCUUCACCAAAAAGAUUUCUUUCAUACAAUUUCUCAUUGAAAACUGUCUCAAGAUAUUUGGAGAAGAUAUCACUUCUCUCUUUGGAAAGAACUCAGUGAGUUGCGAUAACAGUGAUAUCACUGAUAUCACUGAUAACAGUGAGAAGGUUGCAGAUACAGACAAGAAGACAGUUAGUAAGAAUUCUGCCAAAAACUGGGCCUUUUGGUGUAGCUCCAGGACUCGCGAGGACAACCAACACCCACGUCUGCCACCCACAAAGCCAAAACAGCUCUUUGGAGCUCCUCUUGAGGAUGUAUGUGAUAAUGACACCCUGCCCACCCCAAUUCUGGAUAUGCUUUCCUUUAUCAAUCAAAAAGGGCCAUUCACAGAAGGCAUCUUCAGAAAAUCUGCCAGUAUAAAAUCAUGCAGAGCCCUAAAGGAGAAACUAAACUCUGGGGACAAAGUGAACUUGGAUGAUGAAUCCCUUCUUGUGGUAGCAUCCGUCUUAAAGGAUUUUCUUCGAAAUAUUCCAGGAAGCAUAUUUUCAGCCAGUCUCUAUGAUAAAUGGCUUGGUGUUAUUGAUCAAGGGAAUGAGGAGGAGAAAAUAACUGUGACCCAGAGGCUUCUAGACCAGCUGCCAAGAGCCAACGUAGUUUUUUUGCGUUACCUUUUUGGAGUGUUACACAACAUUGAGCAACAUUCCUCAUCCAAUCAGAUGACAGCUUACAAUUUAUCAGUGUGUAUAACCCCAAGCAUUCUUUGUCUGCUUAAUUCUGGCAGCACAGAAUUAGAAAGCUUCACCAAAAAGAUUUCUUUCAUACAAUUUCUCAUUGAAAACUGUCUCAAGAUAUUUGGAGAAGAUAUCACUUCUCUCUUUGGAAAGAACUCAGUGAGUUGCGAUAACAGUGAUAUCACUGAUAUCACUGAUAACAGUGAGAAGGUUGCAGUGUUCAAGGGCCAUAUUCUGUGUGUGUCGCACGUGCCCACUGGCUCUGGGGGCCUGAUAUGCUUUCCUUUAUCAAUCAAAAAGGGCCAUUCACAGAAGGCAUCUUCAGAAAAUCUGCCAGAUUUUCUUCGAAAUAUUCCAGGAAGCAUAUUUUCAGCCAGUCUGUAUGAUGAAUGGCUUGAUGUUAUUGAUCAAGGCAAUGAGGAGGAGAAAAUAACUGCGACCCAGAGGCUUCUAGACCAGCUGCCAAGAGCCAACGUAGUUUUUUUGCGUUACCUUUUUGGAGUGUUACACAACAUUGAGCAACAUUCCUCAUCCAAUCAGAUGACAGCUUACAAUUUAUCAGUGUGUAUAACCCCAAGCAUUCUUUGUCUGCUUAAUUCUGGCAGCACAGAAUUAGAAAGCUUCACCAAAAAGAUUUCUUUCAUACAAUUUCUCAUUGAAAACUGUCUCAAGAUAUUUGGAGAAGAUAUCACUUCUCUCUUUGGAAAGAACUCAGUGAGUUGCGAUAACAGUGAUAUCACUGAUAUCACUGAUAACAGUGAGAAGGUUGCAGAUACAGACAAGAAGACAGUUAGUAAGAAUUCUGCCAAAAACUGGGCCUUUUGGUGUAGCUCCAGGACUCGCGAGGACAACCAACACCCACGUCUGCCACCCACAAAGCCAAAACAGCUCUUUGGAGCUCCUCUUGAGGAUGUAUGUGAUAAUGACACCCUGCCCACCCCAAUUCUGGAUAUGCUUUCCUUUAUCAAUCAAAAAGGGCCAUUCACAGAAGGCAUCUUCAGAAAAUCUGCCAGUAUAAAAUCAUGCAGAGCCCUAAAGGAGAAACUAAACUCUGGGGACAAAGUGAACUUGGAUGAUGAAUCCCUUCUUGUGGUAGCAUCCGUCUUAAAGGAUUUUCUUCGAAAUAUUCCAGGAAGCAUAUUUUCAGCCAGUCUGUAUGAUGAAUGGCUUGAUGUUAUUGAUCAAGGCAAUGAGGAGGAGAAAAUAACUGCGACCCAGAGGCUUCUAGACCAGCUGCCAAGAGCCAACGUAGUUUUUUUGCGUUACCUUUUUGGAGUGUUACACAACAUUGAGCAACAUUCCUCAUCCAAUCAGAUGACAGCUUACAAUUUAUCAGUGUGUAUAACCCCAAGCAUUCUUUGUCUGCUUAAUUCUGGCAGCACAGAAUUAGAAAGCUUCACCAAAAAGAUUUCUUUCAUACAAUUUCUCAUUGAAAACUGUCUCAAGAUAUUUGGAGAAGAUAUCACUUCUCUCUUUGGAAAGAACUCAGUGAGUUGCGAUAACAGUGAUAUCACUGAUAUCACUGAUAACAGUGAGAAGGUUGCAGAUACAGACAAGAAGACAGUUAGUAAGAAUUCUGCCAAAAACUGGGCCUUUUGGUGUAGAUCCAGGACUCGCGAGGACAACCAACACCCACGUCUGCCACCCACAAAGCCAAAACAGCUCUUUGGAGCUCCUCUUGAGGAUGUAUGUGAUAAUGACACCCUGCCCACCCCAAUUCUGGAUAUGCUUUCCUUUAUCAAUCAAAAAGGGCCAUUCACAGAAGGCAUCUUCAGAAAAUCUGCCAGUAUAAAAUCAUGCAGAGCCCUAAAGGAGAAACUAAACUCUGGGGACAAAGUGAACUUGGAUGAUGAAUCCCUUCUUGUGGUAGCAUCCGUCUUAAAGGAUUUUCUUCGAAAUAUUCCAGGAAGCAUAUUUUCAGCCAGUCUGUAUGAUGAAUGGCUUGAUGUUAUUGAUCAAGGCAAUGAGGAGGAGAAAAUAACUGCGACCCAGAGGCUUCUAGACCAGCUGCCAAGAGCCAACGUAGUUUUUUUGCGUUACCUUUUUGGAGUGUUACACAACAUUGAGCAACAUUCCUCAUCCAAUCAGAUGACAGCUUACAAUUUAUCAGUGUGUAUAACCCCAAGCAUUCUUUGUCUGCUUAAUUCUGGCAGCACAGAAUUAGAAAGCUUCACCAAAAAGAUUUCUUUCAUACAAUUUCUCAUUGAAAACUGUCUCAAGAUAUUUGGAGAAGAUAUCACUUCUCUCUUUGGAAAGAACUCAGUGAGUUGCGAUAACAGUGAUAUCACUGAUAUCACUGAUAACAGUGAGAAGGUUGCAGUGACAACAGAACAACCUCGUGAAUCCAAGCCAGUGAGAGUGACAGUGAUUUACAGAAAGGUACAACUGCAGUAUGAUGCCAUGACCUCAUCAAGGAUGGGUCCAUCUACUGACCUGUCUACAGUUUUCUAA
This is a messenger RNA of Rangifer tarandus platyrhynchus (Svalbard reindeer), 5883 nucleotides long. NCBI's taxonomy places the organism in Eukaryota, Metazoa, Chordata, Mammalia, Artiodactyla, Cervidae. The record is from the annotation of a GenBank genome assembly.